AUGAUACAAGUAAUAUAUGGCUAUACAUCAUGUCCAUGUCGAUGUUUCUGUGAAAUUUGAACAUGUUUCCUGUUUUUUCCCUCCCCAGGGAGGAGCUCAUUUUCAAGCGAAAACCCACGAUUUCAGCAGGCAUAAAAAUUCCAAAAGAAGAACUCCUGCAGAAGAGGGCGGCAGCAGCUACGGCCCCCCGCCUUCCUCGGUGUCCUCCCCCUCCGUCCUCAACGAAGCGCCUCGUCUCCCCGCGCCCCCGGCCCACUCCCGCCGCCCGCGCAACCAACGGCAUUACACAGGUCACGCCUGGGCGCACGGCGGGGACGCGCGGCCGCGCGGGAGGGCGGGGGCGACGCGCGCGCGCAUCAGCCGUUCCGCCGGGAACUCCCGCUCUGGCACGAUCGUCGCCGUGCGACAGGCCGCUGGCCAAACGCGCGCGCGAUAGCCGAGGGAAGGAGGAGGAGGAGGACGAGGAAGGGGCAAGCCGGCUGCGGGAUUCACCAUGACCAAUAACUUCCUCACGACGAUAAAGAGCCUGAAGCUGAUCGAGGGUUGCAAGGCCGCUCAAUUAUACGCCUUAAGCUCCGUCGGAGCCUCCACGUCCGGCUCGGCGGAUUCCGGCGUGAGCAGCAUCGGCAAGCCCCAUCCCCCGCCUCCUCCAAAGGCCAUCUCGAUGCGGUCCGGAUCGCUCUACUACCCGCACGCGGCGCCGUCCACGUCGGGGGCCUUCGUACCAGAGCCGCACCUGCCGUGCGGCCUCCCGGUGGCCGACGCGCUCGAGCCGGCCCUGGACGCGUGCCUGCGACCCGUCGACCACGUCGGCGCGCUCGCCGCGUCGUACCGGCGGGUCUCGGCCGCCACGUCCGGGGCCGACGACGACCUCUGCGACGCGUACCUGGAGCAGCACGCGCUGUUCCAGUCGAUCGGCGACGCGCGGCUGAUCCGGCGGGCGCUGCGUGCUGCGCGCGUCCACGCGGACAACCCGCACCGGCGCGCCGUGCUCGCCGCGUGGCUCCGGUACCAGCGCCGCGAGGACGAGCUCGACCCGGCGCCGCCGCCGCUCGCGCCCUGCACCGCGACGACACCGCUGCUCGAGUGCCCCCGCGCCGCGGUCUUCGCCAGCGUGUCCCACAGCGUGGACCCGGUCUGCCCGUGCCGCCGCCCGCCGCCUCCUCCCGUCACCCCUCCACCGCACCGCCUCAGGCGCAGCACGUCGGCCGCCGCCUCCGAGAUGAGCGAGGAGGAGGAGCCGGAGACCAAUGACCUGUGGUUCAUCAUCGGCGAGGAGGAGGUGGCGUGCGACCGCUCGUGCAUUGCGGCGCUCUCUAAGCCGCUCAACACACUCCUCUACGGCGGGUUCGCCGAGGCGCACCGCGACCGGAUCGACUUCUCCCGCGACGGCAUCACGCCGCGCGGCAUGCGCGCGGUCUCCGCCUACAGCCGCCACGGCCGCGUGGACGACUUCCCGCCCGACAUCAUCUCCCAGCUCCUCGCGUUCGCCAACAAGUUCUGCUGCGAGGGCCUGAAGGCGGCCUGCGACAACCAGCUCGCAGCCAUGGUGCGGGGCCUCGACAACGCCCGAUCCCUCAUCGACAUCGGCCUCGAGGAGGCCUCCCACCUCCUCGUGGCCUCCUGCCUCCAGGCGUUCCUGCGGGAGCUCCCCAAGUCGCUCACCUACCCGGACAUCGCGCGCCUGCUCUGCAGCCCGGAGGGGCGAGAGCGCCUUGACAUUUCCGGUAACGCGUCCUUCGCGCUCUACUACUUCCUCUCUUACGUCGCCAUGGAGCAGGACAUGAGGUCCAACACCACGGUGAUGCUGUUGGAGAGGCUGAAUGAAUUCGCGGAGCAGCCAUGGCAGAAGCAGCUGGCGCUGCACCAGCUCGGGUGCGUGAUGCUGCAGCGCGGCGAGUUUGAGGAGGCGCAGGAGUGGUUUGAGGCCGCCGUUGCCGAGGGCCAUGUCUACUCGCUCGCCGGAGAGGCGCGCGCCAAGUACAAGCGCGGGCACAAGUACGCUGCGUACAAGCUGAUGAACAGUGUCGUCGGCGACUACGACGAACCCGCCGGGUGGAUGUACCAAGAGCGCUCCCUGUACUGUGUCGGCAAGGAGAAGCUGGCUGAUCUGCAGGCGGCGACGGAGCUGGACCCGACGAUGACAUUCCCGUACAAGUAUCGUGCUUGCGCGUUGUUGGAGGAGGACAAUGCCGAGUCCGCGGUCGCAGAGAUCAGCAAGGUCGUCGGUUUCAAGAUGGCGACCGAUUGCCUGGAGCUCCGGGCGUGGUUCUACCUUGCGCUUGAGCAAUGCGAGCUGGCUGUGCAGGAUGUCAGGGCGAUACUGACGUUGGAUCCAACUUACAUGAUGUUCCAUGGGAGAAUGCAUGGGGAACAGCUGAUUGAGCUCCUCCGAGGACAGGUGCGGCAGUGGGAUAUGGCAGAUUGCUGGAUGGAGCUGUACGAUCGGUGGUCGGCGGUGGAUGACAUCGGCUCUCUGGCGGUUGUCCAGCAGAUGCUCGCUAGGGAACCGGGAAACAGCAGCUUGCGGUUUCGACAGUCACUUCUCCUGCUAAGGCUAAAUUGUCAGAAAGCUGCCAUGCGUAGUUUGCGAUAUGCUCGGAACAGUUCACUCCAUGAGCAUGAGAGGCUUGUCUAUGAAGGGUGGAUUCUGUAUGACAGUGGACAUCGGGACGAAGCAUUAGCCAAGGCUGAGCAGUCGAUUGGACUUCAAAGAUCAUUCGAAGCCUUCUUCCUGAAGGCGUAUGCUUUAGGAGAUUCUAGCCUCGACACAGAAUCUUCGCUCUCCGUUGUACAGCUUCUGGAACAUGCUAACAGUUGUGCUUCUGACAACCUUCGGAAGGGGCAAGCAUACAACAACAUGGGGAGCAUCUACGUGGACUGUGACAUGCUGGAUGAGGCUGCCGAGUGCUACGGCAUAGCACUGAACAUAAAGCACACACGGGCGCAUCAGGGUCUAGCUCGAGUCCAUUACUUGAAAAAUAGGAAAAAGGUUGCAUAUGAGGAGAUGACGAAGCUCGUGCAGAUAGCUAGCAACAGCGCAUCGGCGUAUGAAAAACGGUCAGAAUAUGGUGAGCGCGACGCUGCAAGGAACGACCUGAACACAGCGACGCUUCUUGAUCCUACAAGGACAUAUCCUUACAGAUACAGAGCAGCUGUUUUGAUGGACGAGGGCAAGGAAGAGGAGGCGAUCGCGGAGCUGUCAGGAGCCAUAGCUUUCAAGCCGGACGUCCAGCUGCUCCACCUCCGCGCGGCCUUCUUCGACUCCAUGGGCGACACCGAGAGCGCCCUGCGGGACUGCGAGGCCGCGCUCUGCCUAGACCCGACCCACGGCGACACGCUGGAGCUGUACAGCAAAGCCUCCUCCACCAAGGCCGACGAACCCCAGAGCUAGCCGGCCGGCCGCCGCCGUCCUCGUCGUUGAUUCAGCUGCGAUUUUUGCGAGGCAGAAUGAUGAGACGAUCUCUUGUCUACUCUCACGGGGGUGGAAGCAGACGGAGCACUGCAGAUCAGUGAGAGGCAGGAGCACCAGAACAUGCACAUAUCUCUAAGGAGUAUAUACAAGAGCCUUAGUUCUCUGUUACUCAUAGUUGGACUUGGGAGGCACCGCAGGAGAUUGACCACGUGUUGUUUAAGGUAGACUGCGCAGCAGGUGACAAAGAGCAUGCAUCAAAGGGUUGCAGUUGCAGACGGCCAGCACCUCCAGAAGAAAGAGAGGAGGAAAAGGCUGAAGAGAGAGAGAGGGAGAGCCAGGUCAGCAAGGUGUUCAAACCGCCGGCGGUAUCUACGAAUCUUCCUCUUUUUCUUCUUUUGUAUAUGUGUAUGCCUUGUGAAGUGCAUUCGGAGGCACGACUGAUUACAAAGAAUUCGAGUUUUUAAAGUAAUGCAGCGAAAGCGAAGAUUCUCUCUGUAGUGGGUGUACUCUGUAUUAUGAGUUGUGGUUCCGUCGUGCCUCCAGCUAACGAGGCCAUGACAUCUGCUGCAUUGCAUUUCUUGGUUGCA
Molecule: messenger RNA, 4002 nt
Organism: Sorghum bicolor (sorghum)
Lineage: Eukaryota; Viridiplantae; Streptophyta; Magnoliopsida; Poales; Poaceae
Product: ethylene-overproduction protein 1
Exons: 4
Coding region: 494-3394 (966 amino acids)
Biological process (GO): negative regulation of ethylene-activated signaling pathway
Molecular function (GO): protein binding
Source: RefSeq, a predicted model, not a curated record